CAAAUCAAGUAGAAUCCAUCAUGGUUUUGUUGUUUUGUAGUGUUUACGUUUUUAUUGAUGCUAAAAUUAUGUAUUUAAUGCGAUCCAAGAUCGGUCUCACAUAGGUUUGGCGGACUUUCGUAUCGACCGUUGUGUUUGUGUUCGGCGUACGGUGCUCGCCAUGUACUCGAAAGGCAAGGGGUCGUCGGUGCCGUCGGACGCACAAGCCAGAGAAAGGUUAGCGCUUUAUGUUUACGAAUACCUAUUGCACACAGGCGCCUCCAAAGCGGCGCAAACGUUCCUCAGCGAGAUUCGCUGGGACAAAAACAUCACUCUAGGUGAGCCACCCGGGUUCCUCAGCUCUUGGUGGUGCGUAUUUUGGGAUCUGUACUGCGCUGCGCCCGAACGCCGCGACAACUGCGAACAUUCCAGCGAAGCCAAAACAUUCCACGACUAUGGUUUCGUUAAUCCAACCAAUUACAACCCCGGUGGCGUAAAUGGCAUUGGACAUAACACUGGACCGUCCCCUGGGCCGAUGGGCCCAAUGCCACCAAACGAUUCAAUCCCUCCUGGACCCGGAAUGCCGCCAAGUUUUUUCAACAACUCAAACAUGAGACCGUCACCCACUCAUCCUGUAUCACAAUCAAGCCCUCAUCCGCCACCCAAUGCUCCCCACAAUCAAAUGAUGAACCAGCCUUUUAUGGGCCCUAGGUAUCCUGGUGGACCUCGGCCCGGUGUAAGAAUGCCACCUCAUAUGCCUAAUGAUUUUAAUAGCCCAAACCAACCCAUGAUGAAUAAUAUGGAUAUUAUGCGUCCUGGACCGCCAGUAAUGAAUCCUAGAAUGAAUCUAUCGCGGGGUGGCUAUGGUCCUCCAAUGCGGGGAAUGCCUCCUGGUAAUGUUAUGGGCCCCGGCCCCGGCCCUGGAAUGCAUCCUGGUAUGGGCAUGGGUCCAGUUGGUCGACCUCAAUGGACACCGGGUAAUCCAAAUCAUCCAAUGGGUUAUACAUCUUCAUCACCUGGAAAUUACCCUCAAGGCCCCCCCGGUCCUGGUACACCAUUGAUGGCGAGUCCUCAAGAUUCAAACUCUGGUGGUGAAAAUAUGUACACAAUGAUGAAAUCUGUACCUGGCGGUAGUAUGCCAGGUGAAUUUUCGAUGGGAAAUCCUGACUCUGCGGGACCAUUAGGUCCAAUGGGACCAAAUUCAAUGGGCCCUGUAAUGAAUGGUGAUGGUAUUGAAGGUAUAAAACGAUCUCCACCUGACGGGCCGAGCACACCAAGAGAUGAUAGUGGUAGUGGUAUGGGUGAUUAUAACCUAGGAGGAUAUGGUGGACCUGUGGACAACGAUCAAAAUGAAUCUGCGGCAAUAUUGAAAAUUAAAGAAAGUAUGCAGGAAGAAGCAAAAAGGUUUGAAAAAGAUUCUGACCACCCAGAGUAUUACAUACCAUAAUAGUUGCAGGCAUUUUUAAAGCAACUCAUCAUCUCUGGUAAUUAGAAAAAAUUCUUGCCAAAAUGUAUGUAUAUUUAUAUUAUUACUUAUUAUUUAUCACUUAAAGGUUUAAAGAUUACUUAAUAUCAUUGUAAAUAGUUCCCAGCGUGUCAUGUGAAAACGCUGUCAAUAUUAUGUGCUUCUUGUAUUUUGUUAUUUCUUUUAUAGUGUUUUAAGACAUUUCUGUGGAUCACCUUUAAUCUUGUAUGUUAUAUUUUAGAUUAUCGGUAUUUAGAUUUAUAACUUAUGUAACCAAAGGAGUAUUUCAUAAAUAUCCAUUUUGGGCUUACAGCUAAUUACCAUUAUUGCAAUGCAAAUUAUUAUAAUUUGUCCCCUAUGGAAAAAUGGACAUACUAUUUAUUUCAAUACUUAAUCGAUAUUUUGAAUAAGAAAAAACAUUAACUUACACCAAGCAAACUGUUUAUUGAUUAUAAGCAAUUACCUAUUAAAAACUGCAUUUAUAAUCAACAAUAAACAUUAAUGCAUAAUAAAUAUAGUUCUCCUCUAAAUAAUAUAUAAAUAAAAAAUAGCUAAAUUUACCAUUUGGUAUUUUUGAUCUUAUUAUUAAAAUUAUGUUAAUUUUUUUUUAAAUUGAUAAACAUUAAGUAUGAAUUUACUUAGUUGUUGUAAAUGCAAUAAAGUUAUUCAUAUCUUUUUUCUUCUGAGGAACAUAGCUGUAAACACUGAAAUUAUUGUUGAAGUUUCAAUCUAAAAAAACUUACCGUGUAUAUGAUUUAAAAAGAAAUUUAGUGUUUUCAUGCUUGUUCUGUAAGAAAUUGGCAAUUGAUAAGAGUUUAAUUUAUUUUUAUCAAAUAUUGAUAUUCGUUUUGCGAUGACAUGUGCUUAAACCUUGCAUAAUGUCUCUUUUUGCAUACCUACAAAUUUAUAUGAUAAUCAGUAAUCUCUAAUUAGUAAAACAACUUAAAAAUAUCCUUGAAAUUUUUGGUUGGGAUACCAGUUAGUUUAAACAAUUAGAGGGUUAUAUUCAGAUUUAUUAUGC
Metopolophium dirhodum (rose-grain aphid) is the source of this 2465-nucleotide messenger RNA. Its product is annotated as single-stranded DNA-binding protein 3-like. Gene Ontology annotation, cellular component: nucleus. Gene Ontology annotation, molecular function: single-stranded DNA binding; protein binding. The transcript has a single exon. The record is from RefSeq and is a predicted model, not a curated record. Gene Ontology annotation, biological process: positive regulation of transcription by RNA polymerase II. Lineage: Eukaryota; Metazoa; Arthropoda; Insecta; Hemiptera; Aphididae. The coding region runs from base 161 to 1426 and encodes 421 amino acids.